CGCCCGCGGAGCCCGAGUAGGCGGAGCUGGUGCCGUCCGGGCUCCGGAGCAGGGUGGCAGCCAGGGAGGCGGCGCGGCGCGCCCGGGCGGCCGGAGCUCGGGCCGAGCGGCUGGGGAGGCUGGCAGGUGUCGCGGUCGACGCGGGCAGAGCGGUGCGCCGGGCCGGGCGCUGCGGGGGAGUGGAGUUCCGUCCAUGCGUGCGGGCCGAGCGCGGCCCCUGAGAGCCUUCGACAUGAAGAAGGACGUGCGGAUCUUGCUGGUGGGAGAACCUAGAGUUGGAAAGACGUCACUGAUUAUGUCUCUGGUCAGUGAAGAAUUUCCAGAAGAGGUUCCUCCUCGGGCCGAAGAAAUCACCAUUCCAGCUGAUGUCACCCCAGAGAGGGUUCCAACACACAUUGUAGAUUAUUCAGAAGCAGAACAGAGUGAUGAACAACUUCAUCAAGAAAUAUCCCAGGCAAAUGUUAUCUGCAUAGUUUAUGCUGUAAACAAUAAACAUUCUAUUGAUAAGGUUACAAGUCGAUGGAUUCCUCUCAUAAAUGAAAGAACAGACAAAGACAGCAGGCUGCCUUUAAUACUAGUUGGGAACAAAUCUGAUUUGGUGGAGUACAGUAGCAUGGAGACCAUCCUUCCUAUUAUGAACCAAUAUACGGAAAUAGAAACAUGUGUGGAGUGUUCUGCAAAAAACCUGAAGAAUAUAUCAGAGCUCUUUUACUAUGCACAGAAAGCUGUUCUUCAUCCUACAGGACCUUUGUACUGCCCAGAGGAAAAGGAGAUGAAACCAGCCUGUAUAAAGGCUCUUACUCGUAUAUUUAAAAUAUCUGAUCAGGAUAAUGAUGGUACUCUCAAUGAUGCUGAACUCAACUUCUUUCAGAGAAUUUGUUUCAACACUCCUUUAGCUCCUCAAGCUCUGGAAGAUGUCAAGAAUGUAGUCAGAAAACAUAUAAGUGAUGGUGUAGCUGACAGUGGAUUGACACUGAAAGGUUUUCUCUUUUUACACACACUUUUUAUCCAGAGAGGGCGACAUGAAACUACUUGGACUGUACUUCGACGAUUUGGUUAUGACGAUGAUCUGGAUUUGACACCUGAGUAUUUAUUCCCCCUGCUAAAAAUACCUCCCGAUUGCACUACUGAAUUAAAUCAUCAUGCAUAUUUAUUUCUCCAAAGCACCUUUGACAAACAUGAUUUGGAUAGAGAUUGCGCUUUGUCACCUGAUGAACUGAAAGAUUUGUUUAAAGUUUUUCCUUACAUACCUUGGGGACCAGAUGUGAAUAACACAGUUUGCACAAAUGAAAGAGGCUGGAUAACCUACCAGGGAUUCCUUUCCCAGUGGACGCUCACAACCUACUUAGAUGUACAGCGGUGCCUGGAGUAUUUGGGCUAUCUAGGCUAUUCCAUAUUGACUGAACAAGAAUCUCAAGCUUCAGCCAUUACAGUAACAAGAGAUAAAAAGAUAGACCUGCAGAAAAAACAAACUCAAAGAAAUGUUUUCAGAUGUAAUGUAAUUGGAAUGAAAGGCUGUGGGAAAAGUGGAGUUCUUCAGGCUCUUCUUGGGAGAAACUUAAUGAGGCAGAAGAAAAUUCAUGAAGAUCAUAAAUCCUACUAUGCGAUUAAUACUGUUUAUGUGUAUGGACAAGAAAAAUACUUAUUGUUGCAUGAUAUCACAGAAUCGGAAUUUCUAACCGAGGCUGAAAUCAUUUGUGAUGUUGUGUGCCUGGUGUAUGAUGUCACUAAUUCCAAGUCCUUUGAGUACUGUGCCAGGAUUUUUAAGCAACACUUUAUGGACAGCAGAAUACCCUGCUUAAUCAUAGCUGCCAAGUCAGAUCUGCAUGAAGUUAAACAAGAAUACAGUAUCUCACCUACUGAUUUCUGCAGGAAACACAAAAUGCCUCCACCUCAAGCCUUCACUUGCAAUACUGCUGACGCACCCAGUAAGGAUAUCUUUGUUAAGUUGACAACCAUGGCCAUGUACCCAGAGGAUCAUUACAGAGGCAGACUCUCCCGAGACAUGGGCAGCACUGAUAGAAUAGAGAAUUUGAGAAAAAUCUGGGUCUUUCUAAAAACUGCUUUCCAUGCCCGGUUACGCUGUAUGUGCACCUGCAACAGGUGUACAUUUUGCAUCUGUCAGAACUUCCUCAACUCAGACUUGCUGCAAUCUGUAAAGAACAAAAUCUUCACUGCAGUUCUUAACAGGUUAAGAGCCCGGGUAGCUGAGUGGGGUGCCAUGCUGUUAGCCGACGACGAAGGCAGUAUUACUCACCAGGUGCACGCCGUCAGCUCUGUAGAAGAUUCCAUCUUCAUGGGGUCAUCUCAUGGUCCACUUUUGCUUGAAGCCAGGCACGUGACACAAGCUGACCUCAAGAGCUCCACAUUUUGGCUUCGAGCAAGUUUUGGUGCUACUGUUUUUGCAGUUUUGGGCUUUGCUAUGUACAGAGCAUUAUUGAAACAGCGAUGAUC
Molecule: messenger RNA, 2454 nt
Organism: Perognathus longimembris pacificus (Pacific pocket mouse)
Lineage: Eukaryota; Metazoa; Chordata; Mammalia; Rodentia; Heteromyidae
Gene: Rhot1
Product: ras homolog family member T1
Exons: 22
Coding region: 194-2452 (752 amino acids)
Biological process (GO): mitochondrion organization; small GTPase-mediated signal transduction; mitochondrion transport along microtubule
Cellular component (GO): mitochondrial outer membrane
Molecular function (GO): GTPase activity; GTP binding; calcium ion binding
Source: RefSeq, a predicted model, not a curated record